CAGUGUGUGUGUGUUCACUAUAUAACCCACACAGGCAGGGCGGUGCUACCCUGCAGUGGAGCUCGAGUGUCCGAGAGAUCUAGAAGCAGCAGCUGAACAAAGAGAGAGAAAAAAGAGGGAGAGGUGGAAGACUGAUCUUUCGUUUUCUGCCUGUGAUUAAAAGACACUGCCUCCACAGCCACCCCACCAACUCCAGUCAUGGCCAGGAAUCUACUGAAGAACCCAGCUGGGGAAGAGCAGAUGGAAUUCUGGGAGCUGACAGAGAAUGGCGGAAGCCAAUGGCAGGUGGAAGAGAUGCCGGGAGACUGUGGCUACAACUUCGGUGAUGAUGGAGUGACCAAAUACUUCAGCACCUCCUUUGAGCUCUGUCUGAAGAGGCAGGUGGUUGACCUAGUGGCAGAGGGCUACGCUCCUGAUGACCUCGCUGCCCAGCCAGCUGUCAGUGUGGAAGACUGGUACAGUGGGAGGACAGACUGUGGGUGCACCUACCAGUUGACAGUGUGUCUGUUGGAUGAGAAUGAGGAAAUUCUUCAGGAAUUUAAACCAGAAUCAGUCACUCUGGACCCAGAUUGUGAUGACUGCUCCUGGAAACAGGUGAACCACACUUUCAAUGAUUACGGUCCUGGCCUGCGCUUCAUCUCGUUUGAACAUGGAGGACAGGACACCAAGUACUGGGACGGCUGGUUUGGAGUUCGAGUCACUGGGAGCUCUGUUAUUGUAGAGACCUGAGAAGGGAAGAGGGUGGCAGGUAUGGAAAGGAGGAGCGAGGGAAAUUGAGGACAAAAAGGAGGAUUUUAGAGGACCAGCAAUGCCCUGUGCACCAUCCUUACAUAGCAGUAAAUACAAAGUCAAGCAUAAAAAUGUAUGCCUAAGAUACAGUAGUAUCCACUCAAUAGCUGCUUCAGAAACGUAUGGCAUGAGCAAGACCUGCAAGCUUGGACCCUUAGUGCUCGAUAACACUGUGGAAACCAUUAUAGUAUACAGAUGAAAUAUUUUCCCAGUGGAGCUUUAUAAACAGUUAUGAAUGAGUUAUAAAUGACUAACACUAAAUGAGAUUGAGUGAGGGUCUACUAACUGCUACCUAUGGACAGAUGGUUUGUUCUGGUGGUUUAUUUUUUCUAGGUUAAGUGGUGUAAGGGUUCAUUGCAGAGUGAUCAUACAUACAGAGGUUGUAACCAAUGAUUAGAAUGGCUGUAACACCUCAGAUUAGGAGUGUAACAUAUGCAUUAUUUUGAUCCGAACUGUAUCAAAAUCACACUAACCAGGUUCACUUUUCAGGUUAUUCACAAUGCAAAUGAGAGCCAAAUAAAGUAAAUCAAGGAUU
Messenger RNA from Oncorhynchus keta (chum salmon), 1324 nucleotides. RefSeq names its product F-box protein 2 (gene fbxo2). The coding region runs from base 199 to 729 and encodes 176 amino acids. Gene Ontology annotation, molecular function: ubiquitin protein ligase activity. The record is from RefSeq and is a predicted model, not a curated record. Gene Ontology annotation, cellular component: SCF ubiquitin ligase complex; cytoplasm. Gene Ontology annotation, biological process: glycoprotein catabolic process; SCF-dependent proteasomal ubiquitin-dependent protein catabolic process. Lineage: Eukaryota; Metazoa; Chordata; Actinopteri; Salmoniformes; Salmonidae. The transcript is spliced from 6 exons.